CCCUCUCGUCACACAUCACAACAAACAUGGCGGCCUCCUGCUCGUUAGUGUGUUGUAAAGAGGAAAGAGAAGGCGAGAAAGCUGUUAUGGUCCGGUUUGCGAACGGCAGCAUCAGGAAUGCAGACAAACUGGAUUUCUCCAUGUACAAGAGCGUAGAUGAGAACAACCCCAGGAAGAGAAGCAGACGGAUACUGGUUGCUGAAUCAGAGAGACUGUCCUAUGUUGGUAAUAAUUUUGGAACGGGGUCACUGAAAUGCAACAACCUUUGCAAAUAUUAUGUCGGCGUGCUGAACAAACAGACCAUGCAAAUGGAGGUGCACAAUGCUCAGCUCUUCAACAUGCAGCCUGUCAUACCAGGAGAGACGGACACUGCAGAAUCCCAGGCCGCGACUUUGACCUACAGAGAAAAGGUUGAGUCUUUGAUUUCAACGUUUGGCACCAACAAACAAAAGAAAGCUCUGAACUCCCGCAGGCUGAAUCAGGUGGGCAGCGACACACUGCACCAAGCUGUGGCUAAAGCUGCCAGCAAUGUGAUCGACCAGAAGGGACUGGAAGCUCUACAACAGGAAGUUGCUGAGACAGAAUCCCAAGGAGACCUGGCUCUCCACCUGCCUCCCUGCGAUGCAAACGCAGACAACCCUGAGGACGUCUACCUACUGGACGAUCUCCUGUCUCCUGUUGAGUUUGAAACUUUGGAGAUGGCCGGUACCAAGUUGGCAGAACUCAGCCCUGAGGAGCUGCAGAAGAUGACGGAGGGCGGAGGGAGCCUGUGUGUUGUGAAGCACCUCGAGAACAUGCCGACUGAAGAUGAAGCCAGAGACAAGAUGGCACGAGGCGCCUUUUACCUCUCAAUGCUGCUCAAACUGGCCCGGCAGAAGAACGUCACCCGCAAGUUUGGGCAGGAGGAAGGCUGCCCGCGCAUCAUUCAAAACAAGCUGCUCAGAACUUUCACUGUGGAGACUUUCAACAAUGGCAGGGUCAUGAACGUUGUGUCGACAUCAAUGCGAGCCAAAAUAGCAGCGUACUCUCUGGCCCUGCUGCUGCACAUGGGUCACAUGACUGCUGACCUCACAUUACUGCACCGCGACCUAGGAAUCACUGAGGCCAGGAUUAUUGAAGUUGCGAAGUCCAUGGGACUGACCCUAGUUCGACCGGCCCGGGGGAAGACGGAGGCUGGACUGCAAGGCGAACACAAGCAGGCGUCCCUUGUUGUACCUCUGAUCAAAUAUGAUCAGUUCAUGGAGAGACGGAAACGAAAGAAAAUGCACUGAAGACACUGACAGGAGAGGACAAGGAACGGAAUCAAGAGAGAACGGUUUUAUUGAUGCAUUUUGUAGACAAAUAAAAUGAUGAACUCUUGAGUUAUA
This is a messenger RNA of Pleuronectes platessa (European plaice), 1367 nucleotides long. RefSeq names its product RNA polymerase I subunit E (gene polr1e). The transcript is spliced from 12 exons. NCBI's taxonomy places the organism in Eukaryota, Metazoa, Chordata, Actinopteri, Pleuronectiformes, Pleuronectidae. Gene Ontology annotation, biological process: RNA polymerase I preinitiation complex assembly; nucleolar large rRNA transcription by RNA polymerase I; transcription elongation by RNA polymerase I. Gene Ontology annotation, cellular component: RNA polymerase I complex. The coding region runs from base 27 to 1271 and encodes 414 amino acids. The record is from RefSeq and is a predicted model, not a curated record. Gene Ontology annotation, molecular function: DNA binding.